Rhodofomes roseus is the source of this 1355-nucleotide messenger RNA. Its product is annotated as Inosine/uridine-preferring nucleoside hydrolase domain-containing protein. Gene Ontology annotation, cellular component: cytosol. Gene Ontology annotation, molecular function: purine nucleosidase activity. NCBI's taxonomy places the organism in Eukaryota, Fungi, Basidiomycota, Agaricomycetes, Polyporales, Fomitopsidaceae. The transcript is spliced from 4 exons. Gene Ontology annotation, biological process: purine nucleoside catabolic process. The record is from RefSeq and is a predicted model, not a curated record. The coding region runs from base 13 to 1044 and encodes 343 amino acids.
CGCUUUAGGAUCAUGGAUAACGACUGGAGCAGCACGGGCUUUAUCCCGUUCCUGAUCGCGCUGAACGCGAACAUGACCGUCCUGGGGCUCACGGGCAACACUGCGGACUCGUGGGCUCUGCAAUGUACGCUGCACGCACUCGCGACGCUUGAACAUGGGAACCUUUCGUGUAUUCCUGUCGCUCUCGGCCAGCCCUAUCCGUUUAUGAUGACAGAGCAACGCUUCGACAUGUGGACGACCCUGUGGGGGACGCUUGAUUGGGAUGGCGUCUUCACACCUGAGAACCUCACGUACGAAGCUGAGGGGAAUGAUCCAACCGGGGGCAACCCAUAUCGCAUCUCCAAGGGGGCCUUCAUCGAAGGCUACCCCAACACGACCUACAUCUCCCAAUCCGCACCCGAGUUCAUGAUCGAGCAAGUCUUCAAGUACCCAGGGCAAGUCUCCAUCUACGCCGCGGGCUCGCUCACGAACGUCGCCGCCGCGAUCCGGAUGAACGGCACCUUCGCGUCGACCGCGAAGGAGCUCGUCAUCAUGGGCGGCUACGUCGACCUGAACCUCAUGCAGGUGCAGAGCGCGCUCGGCCAGGACCUCGGCGCCGACAUCAACUUCAUCGUCGACCCCGAGGCCGCGCACAUCGCCCUCACCGCGGACUGGCAGAGCAUCACCAUCGCGGGCAACAUCGCGAACACGCAGUACCUGACCGCGGAGAACAUCACGCAAACAACGCUACAGUCGCCGAACUUGUACUCUGACCUCCUGGAGGUGUACUACACGGGCUACCCGCUGUGGGACGAGACCGCCGCGAUGAUCAUGGCUUACCCGGACGUCGUCGCGAGCUCCGAGGAAGUCUACAUGGACGUCUCAACCGCGUAUGACAGCCCCUUCUACGGUGGCACAUAUCUCUGGGGCUCCGACUUCGCGCCGAGCCACGCGCGGAAGGUGAACUACGUGACUGGCCUGAACACGACGGUCUUCUGGGAUAAGCUCAUGGGGACGCUCAGCAACCCGAAGCAGUGUGUGGCCGGCGUCCCGCAGUUCGUGUGAGAGUGUGCGGUGGCCCGUCGGUCUUGGCAGGACGUGCAGUCCGGGACGGUGUUCUGCACACAUGGUAAUCAAGGAUCAAACGUCUGUAUUUGACGAAAUGAGACGAAUAGUAAUGCGAUCGAGUAGUGAACGGUUGUCUUCGGCAGCUACGGGUAAGAAACGUGAAGAACAACGAAUACCGAGUUGACCGAGUUGAAGACUCCACAGUCCCGUAUGCACCCAUUGUUGGAGGUGGCCCAGGGAUGGCCUAGGGCCUCGCGCAAACCAGCGGAACCGCUGAACACAACGACAUGAGACAACCUGUUCCAGAC